Drosophila ficusphila is the source of this 1811-nucleotide messenger RNA. RefSeq names its product dynein axonemal assembly factor 3 homolog (gene Dnaaf3). The record is from RefSeq and is a predicted model, not a curated record. The transcript has a single exon. Gene Ontology annotation, biological process: motile cilium assembly; axonemal dynein complex assembly. The coding region runs from base 94 to 1758 and encodes 554 amino acids. Lineage: Eukaryota; Metazoa; Arthropoda; Insecta; Diptera; Drosophilidae.
CAAUCAAGUGGAAACAUAAACAGAGCAGCAGUAUAACCGAAUAAGUCUCAGCGGAUCUAAGUUCGUUAAAAAUUGAAAUCGAAUUGGGUCAAGAUGUUGUGGGGAAUCAGCUCGGCGUUGGAUUUGUACGAUGAGUACUUGAAGGCCUUUAAGAUCAACGAUGAUCCGCUGCCUGGGGAUGGAACUUCCCAAGAGGAGGGAGCAGGUGGAGAUGGCUCUCUAAACAGCCUUAACAUCCUCAUUUGCGGUGGAGCUGAUCCGCGUCACGUGAUCAAAACUCUGGCCAAGAGAUACACCCAUCGCAUCAAACCGAAACUAAACAUUUAUGUUCUGGAAGGUUGUGCUGAGAUUGCAGCCAGACAUUUGCUGCUUUUGGGAGUGGCUCUGGAGGAUCCGGAGUCGUUUAGUCUGGUUUGCAAGGUGCAUCUGUUCAUGGAUCUCUACGGAAAUGCAGUGAUCCGUCCCAGCUCCCAUCACUACAUGGCUGCCAAAGGACGCGCUUUGCUUCAAAUAGUCACCGAUGAGGAAAAGCUAGAGCAACUGGCUCCCAUGAUAAAUAUUGAAGGUCUGAAGUACAAGGAGCGCGAUGGUUUGGAGAUGUCCUUCAGUUUCUGGCAGCCGCAUCCCUGGAAUGUCUUCGAGAUUACCUCCUACUGGGAGAAGCGAUUGAGGGCUCUCCUGGGCACCCGGUACGAUCAUCGUAAUGGAGCCUUCGAUUGGGAUUUGAGCAUGACUCUGAAGGAUCGCGGAGGACAGCAAAUUUGCUCGCAGGAGUACCGCUACUGGCGAGAAUCCGGAGUGGCUUUCGUUUUUCCCGAAUACGAACACUGCAAACCGAACAAAACGCUGGCAGCUGGUUUGAUACGAAACGGACGCACCUUCAUUCAUCGCGGGUAUGUGGGGGAUAUCCAAACAGGACCCUUUUGUGGGUUUGGAUUGCGCACCGUCGAGGAGCGGAUGCACCACUCUGUGCACGGGGAUAACGAUUAUCGGGCCACCGAUAUAACAGAGCGCAAUCUUCUGGAACUUUUCCACGAGCUGCAGACCCAGACUCCUUAUGAGCACGAUCCCACUCGCUCUCGAAGAUACGGAUCCGUUCAACUGCUGAUGACUCCUUUGCUCAACCACCAGGAAGUGGAUGCUGCGGGUCAGGCAUCCUACGAUAAACCAUGGAUUAAGAUCCCUGGGGUAACAGUGCACUAUGUGUCGCCAUUGGAUAUGGUGCAACUGCAGCAGGGCGCAAGUCGCUGGAACAACAUGUUCGAUGUCGCCUUUGUGGCCUACAACUAUUACAAUUUCCUGGGCAAGGAAUUCUUCCAAGCUUUGCGUCCGCAGGCUCUUUUCAUACUUGAAACCAAACUUAUGACCGUGGAGCGCAAGGAACCUGUGAAGGAGUUCGAAGCCAAAGCCAAGGAGCUAAUGAAGCGGGUGGGCCUUAAGGCAGCUAUCAACUACCAAGCAAUCAAUGCCAAGAAUAUGUGGCUUAAAUACAAAAAGACUGAUAAAGAUGAACCGGAGGAAGAGCCGGAAGUUGAGCCAGAAGUUGAGCCGGAUAGUGUUUCAGCAACUGAAUGCGAUGAAGAUAAGAUUCUUGAAAAAGAAUACAAUGAAGAUAGUGGGGAUCCUCUUGAAAAAGAAUACAAUACUUCUGAAAAUAGCCCUGGUCUUGUAAUAGAAGAGAUUCCAUCCGUCGUGGCAGCAAUUAAAAAGGAAGUAGAGGAAGAAGGUCCGCUCCAGCCAAAGAAAACCACUCUGUAAUUAAUAUGGAAUACGAACUGAAGUAAAAUAAAAGAAAAAUUCAACGAAUACAA